AUUAACAAGCCCUCGAUGAAGUCUGUGCUAGUAACAUUACUCCUCGGUCUACUGGUGGUCGUAGAUGCUGCCAACAAUACGGAAGCUACGGAUUGUGGACCCCAUGGAAGAUGGUCAGACUGUGCUGCAUUGUGUCAACCUUAUUGCUUUUCACCACCUCGACCGUCGCCCUGUACAUUACCGUGCCAGGCAGGAUGCGAAUGUGACGAAGGAUACGUUCGUAAACAAAACUUUUAUGGACCAUGCAUUACCGAAGACGAAUGUCUUUAUGGGCCUUAAACUCGCUGCACUCUGAGUGUUUUUCGAGUAGUGCAAUAAAUAAGAAAAUGCAUGAAUGUAAAUAUACAAAA
This is a messenger RNA of Anopheles coluzzii, 350 nucleotides long. RefSeq lists its product as uncharacterized. The coding region runs from base 65 to 295 and encodes 76 amino acids. The record is from RefSeq and is a predicted model, not a curated record. The transcript has 2 exons. Lineage: Eukaryota; Metazoa; Arthropoda; Insecta; Diptera; Culicidae.